Messenger RNA from Gongylonema pulchrum, 843 nucleotides. Lineage: Eukaryota; Metazoa; Nematoda; Chromadorea; Rhabditida; Gongylonematidae. The record is from the annotation of a GenBank genome assembly.
AUGACACGACCACCUUUAAGGAAAACAACUGACGUGAUAUUUCCUCAGGAUUACACCAUUUUGUACACACCGGAUAAGUUGCUCCCAAAAGCGAAUUGGCAACGAGUGAAUGCGCGUUGCCGUGACAGUUUCGGCAAAACGAUAGAAGGAUUACCGACCGAUAAUAUUUAUACAGUAUGCGUCGAGACGAAGCAACGGGCUGCUAAUGUCAGUGCUUCCUUGGAUCUGGAAAAAUGCGACACUGUUGAGCUUAAUAAAGAAACCACAGCUCCGCCAGAUUACGAAUCUUUCGAUGCUUACUCCGUUGCUCCAUGUCAGUGUUUGUGCACAAGCGAUGGGAAAGCCCUGGUACAACCGUCAUGUGGAAGUGUGAUGGAUCCAUUCCGACCGGUUUCUACUUUACCGCCGGCACUAGACGGUGAAUGCUUGUGCCGUAUGCCUGCUAAAGGUGGACGAUGCCCGAGUGGAUAUUACUUCAGUCAUGGACAAUGUUACGACGUCAAUGAGUGCCAGCAACAGAAUGGUGGUUGUUCGCAUGGAUGCGUGAACACGCCUGGCGAUUUUUACUGCGCCUGCCCAUAUGGCAUGAUGCGUGAUCCGAUGGAGCCGAAGACCUGUAUCAGUGUUGCUGGCAGUUUUGAUCGUAUCGCUGCAUUGCUUGGCCAAUAUCUGAAUGCUAAUCUUCCCGGUGACGUCAAAAAUAUUACCGCAGAAGAACACGGAGCUGAUGGUAGGCCGACCAGAUAUAAGGCGAUAGUGAAAUCAGGCGAUGAUAAAACGAUCUCACUUGAAUGGUCAUCGAUGCCAGCAGUCGUACGGAGGGCACUCAAAUGGCUGUUUUAA